AUGUAUAUGCCUGAGUGGGAUGUGCCCGGUGCGACACCGAGGUACCCGCCAACAAGUUCUACUCGGUACAGCACACUUGAGUACAUGUACCCGCCUUAUAGAGAGUAUUCGCCAGUUGGACCGUUCGCUACCAACCCAAAUCCAAGUAUGCCAAGAGAAGACCAAGGACGUGAAGAGAACCCAGCGGAGCAGAGAGUGCCCGAGACCCAGCAGACUUUGAAGAUGAUACAAGACCUCUUAACUCACAUGAUCCAGCAUCAACAGCAACAGAACCAAGGAAACCAGCAAGCCGAGACUCCAUCAUCUAACUUCAUAAAGCUAGUUAUGAUGAUGAGAAACUUAGAAGUCCGAAAGUUCAAGGGAGAACAGAACAUGGUGUUUGCAGACAAGUGGAUAAGAGAACUGGAGAUGAAUUUCGAGACGUCAGGAUGUCCGAAGGAGUACAAGAAGGUGAUCACAAUCAAUUUUCUGGAGGAGGAUGCACGUGCAUGGUGGGAUAGUGUAGUUCCUCGUUACCACUACAUGACAAUAACUUGGGAGAUCUUCAAGAGGGAGUUCGAGCAGAAGUACUUUCCACUAGAGUCUCGCGAUAGAUUGGAGAACCAAUUCCUGCGUCUGGAGCAAGGAGAUAUGAGUGUCCGAGCUUAUGGACAGAUCUUCACCCAACUACGGAGGUAUUUGUACAAGGGGAACGACAACGAAGAAGCUAUGGCUCGUAGAUUUUUUUACGGGCUACGGCCAGAGAUAAAAGGAAGGUUGCAUGUUGUGACAUAUCGAAGUGUAGCUGAAGUGGAGGAGAGAGCAAUGAAUGUCAAAGAAGGAAUAGAGCUGGAGAAAGAAGUUAUGGCUCGAGAGAAGAAGAAAGAACCUGUGCAGCAGAGCAAUGUAGUGAAUAUCUGGAAGAUUAACCAGGUAGCUGGUCGGAACCGUGGUAGGGUCAACACGACUUCCAACCAAGGAGGAUGUGCAACAAGCAACUUUGAUCCGAGAGGAUGUUUCACGUGUGGUCAACUCGGACACUUUGCCCGAGCUUGUCCGACACUUUCUGAAGCGAAGAGUCCCAAUCUUGCGCUGAUNGCUAUUAUGACUUGUGUUUUCAAACGUUUUAUCGAGUCAAAAUGGUCGCAAAUAGACACCUUAGGAAUCCGGUUUGUUCACCACUUUAGGAUUAGAUGA
This is a messenger RNA of Camelina sativa (false flax), 1176 nucleotides long. Lineage: Eukaryota; Viridiplantae; Streptophyta; Magnoliopsida; Brassicales; Brassicaceae. The record is from RefSeq and is a predicted model, not a curated record.